AUGACCGUCGAAGAUGCCAUGACGUCUGCCCCCCCAAAUGAGCGCAUUUUCCACCCAGACGCCUCAAUCGUCCUGGUGGGAUGUCGAGGUGCCGGAAAGCGCUCUCUUGGCUUCAUCGGUGCUCUUCACCUGCGACGCCGUCUUAUCACUGAGGACUACUACUUCCAGCAGGUCACCGGGCUCACCCGCAUGCAGUUCCUCAGCCAAAAGGGCAAGGAUGAAUUCAACCGACGCAAUGACGAGGUCUUCAAGCGCAUGCUCGAUGAGCAUCGCCACAAGGCCAUCAUCGAGUGCGGCAUGAGCAGCUUUUCUGACGAAGCACAGAACGCCUUGCGCCUGUUUUCAGAGUCGAACCCUGUCAUAUAUAUCCAUCGGGAGAAGGAGGAGAUGCUUCGCCUCCUGGAUUCGGCCGAUGGGGAGCGUAUCCUCCGCGCAGAUCAGAGGCACAGGACAUGCGCGAACCUCGAGUACUUCAACCUGUACGAUCAUUCCAACUCCAAGCCUAUUGUAGCUAGCGACGCGUCAUCAGGUGGAUGGGACAUGCACAUGGCUACACCCUCCAGCCUGCUAUACGCCAAGCAAGACUUCACUCGCUUCAUCGAUUUCGUUACCGGCCAAGGCCUCACAAAGCUCUUCCUUGAGAGCCCAUUCGCUGUAAGGGCCAUCCCGCCUGAGUUCAGACAGUACUCUUACGCUCUGCGACUGCGGCUGUCCUACCUCGUCAACAUGGACCUUGAGUGGGAGGACCUUGAGGCCCGGGGCGAUUGCGUGGAACUUAUUAUUGACCAUUGGCCGGACGACAUGUUGAACCAGAUCGCUCGAAUCGUCGCCCAGGUGCGGAGGAAACUGGUUGUUCCAAUAAUCUAUCAUGUUGAGGAGAACCCAAGAGAGGAGCGGCGCAGAACCCCUCAAGAGAAGGCCAAAAUGGACACUGAGCUCCUUGAGCUUGGUCUGCAGCUCGGCGUCGACUACUUGAGCCUGGACCUGCAGAGGAAAGACAUUCCGCUGCGGAAAAUACUCGCCAAUCGCGGUCGGUCGAAGAUCAUGGGCAACUACUGGAACGUGGGCCUGAUGUGCACGCCGUGGUCUAGCGAUUCCCAUGUGCGAGAUUAUCAACAUGCCAAGGACAUUGGGUGCGACCUCGUGCGCAUGGUCCGAUUUUGCUCCGGCGACAGCUCUCGUGAGAUGCUCCAAGAUUUCCGGAAGAAGAUUGCCAGCACUAUCCCAGACCCGAAGCCCCCGCUUGUAGCGUACGACUUCUCAGUCCUCGGUAUUAGAACGCCUAUUCAGUCACGGAUCUUGACCCCGGUAAAGCAUCCCGACAUGGAGAACGAUCGGGAGCACCUGGCCACUGUCUGUACGGCCAGCAACUCCUUCGAGGCACUUUUUCGGCAAUUUGAGCUAGAACCACUGCAGUUCUACACAGUAGGCGCAAAUGUGUCGUACUCGCUCUCACCAUGUAUGCACAACACUGCAUAUGAAUUCGCCGGCAUGCCCCAUAACUUCUCAGCAGAGACAUGCUCUACCAUGGAAGAUCUCAACAAGAUAUGCAGCGAUGCCUCCUUUGGUGGAGCCUCGCUGGCAGCACCUUUUAAAGUCGCCAUUGUGCCUCAUUUGAAACUCAAGAGCCACCAUGCCACCGUCAUCGGGGCCGUCAAUGUACUUUUACCACUACGCGGCAAGACGAACUUCAUCUUAGACCACGCAAACUCCCGCAACAAGUCGGGUCUCACAAACGAGUUCUAUGGCGAUAACACCGACUGGCAAUCCAUAUUCACAUGCCUACAGAGGAAUAUCAGUCCUCGUAACUACGUGCGGCCCUCCAAGACGACAGGACUCAUCAUCGGGGCAGGAGGACAGGCACGAGCUGCCAUCUAUGCCAUGAUUCAGCUCGGAUGUCGGAAUAUUUUCAUCUUUAAUCGAACCGUCGAGAACGCACAGGUAAUCGCUGAACACUUCAACCUCUGGGCUCAGAAGCAGGGCAUGACUCCUGGAAAGGGAGGCAUAUCCCAAAUCUGUCAUGUCUUGUCGUCCAUCUCUAUUCCGUGGCCAGAAGGCUAUGAGCAGCCGACGAUGAUCGUGUCCUGCGUGCCAGCCACAAGUAUUCAUGGAAGCCUGCCGGCGGACUUCGAGAUGCCCAUGCAGUGGCUCGCAAGCCCUACUGGAGGCGUGGUGCUAGAGCUGGCUUAUGAGCCCCUCAUCACACCACUCGUAGCCCAGAUGCAAGUGUACAGAGACACUGUCAAUCCCUCAUGGGUAGUAGUCGACGGGCUCGAGAACGUAAGCGAAAUGGCCAUUGUAGCCUUCGAGCUAAUGACUGGGCGGUUGGCGCCCAAGAGACUCAUGAAAGAGGUGUGCCGGAAGACGUGGGAGCAGCAGAAGAGAGAGAUGUCAUCAAUGUCCUAA
Molecule: messenger RNA, 2406 nt
Organism: Diaporthe amygdali
Lineage: Eukaryota; Fungi; Ascomycota; Sordariomycetes; Diaporthales; Diaporthaceae
Product: quinate repressor
Exons: 2
Coding region: 1-2406 (801 amino acids)
Biological process (GO): chorismate biosynthetic process
Molecular function (GO): 3-phosphoshikimate 1-carboxyvinyltransferase activity; 3-dehydroquinate dehydratase activity; shikimate 3-dehydrogenase (NADP+) activity
Source: RefSeq, a predicted model, not a curated record